AUGGAGGCAUCAACGGCAGCGGCAGCGCGAGAGGGCCUGCACCGGCUCUCCGAGUUCCAUCGCCGCCAGUAUGGAAGCCGAUGGUCAGACCUGCAGGCGGCGCUGGUGCGCCCCGUCUCCCACGUCGCCCGGCUCAACCGCGCUGGAAACAUCGACCGCUCCCGCUCCCGCCUCCUUGAUGCUUAUCCGGAUGCGGAGCGGGUCCACGAGCUGGGCGACAAUGUGGAAGCAUAUCGCCUCCCCGCUGACCCCGACGCGACCACCCCCGUGCCCAGGGAUUUUGCCCCACCCCCACGUUGCGAGGUUACGGGCCUUCUUGACUACUAUCUCAUGGACCCUAGCAGCAUUCUAGCUGCCCUUGCCCUCAAUGUUCAACCGGGAGACACGGUUUUGGAUCUCUGCGCUGCUCCUGGCGGUAAGGCUCUCAUUCUGGCAGAACAGCUGGACGGCCGAGGACACAUCCAGGCCAAUGAACGGGCAAGCGGCCGGCAAUCCCGCCUGCAGCGUGUCAUGAUCGACUAUUUGCCCGAACGCAUCCGUCACAAGGGUGUGCGCGUCACCGGCCUGGACGGCACUCGAGCCCGUGCUUUGGGCAAGGAACAAUAUUCAAAGAUCCUCGUUGAUGCCCCCUGCUCAAGUGAUCGACACGUUCUUAUGGAUCUUGAUGAGCUGGCCGUCUGGUCUCCCACGCGUAUUCGUGCCAAUAGCAAGCGCCAGAUUCAACUGUUAUGGGCGGCUGCACAGGCCCUGAAGCCCGGGGGUACGGUGGUCUAUUCCACGUGUGCUCUAUCUGAUAUGGAAAACGACGACGUUGUCCGCACAAUCAUCAAGCGCAGCGGCGGUACCCUCAGCGUCGAUAGCACGUGUCCAAGCUGGUUUGCCGAGCCCACCGAGUGUGGCUUUAUCGCUCUACCUGAUCGCUCUGGUUUUGGGCCCCUGUACUUUGCUCGUCUUGUCAAGUCUCCUGGCAACAGUUUCCGCUUUGAUUCGAGCGAUUCGAGCGACUCGGACGAUUCCGACCAAGCAGAGGCCAAGGAGGAUGUCGCUGACGACUAA
This is a messenger RNA of Monosiga brevicollis MX1, 1056 nucleotides long. RefSeq lists its product as uncharacterized. Gene Ontology annotation, molecular function: methyltransferase activity. Lineage: Eukaryota; Choanoflagellata; Craspedida; Salpingoecidae. The transcript has 10 exons. Gene Ontology annotation, cellular component: mitochondrial large ribosomal subunit. The record is from RefSeq and is a predicted model, not a curated record. Bases 1 to 1056 code for a protein of 351 amino acids. Gene Ontology annotation, biological process: rRNA methylation.